UAUAUGGUGCAAUGUCAAUGCAUUUUUGAAAUGCUUAAAUUCGGAAAAAAUAUUACUAUUAACAACUUAAAAGAUGAUCAAGAUGAGGAUGAUCAGGAUGAUACUGCAAACAAGAAUAAUUUAGAGGAAGAGGAUAAAAGAGAAAAUUUAGAAUUAGAAUUGCAAAAUAAAAUUGUUAAAAUAAAUAAUUGA
Racocetra persica is the source of this 192-nucleotide messenger RNA. The record is from the annotation of a GenBank genome assembly. NCBI's taxonomy places the organism in Eukaryota, Fungi, Glomeromycota, Glomeromycetes, Diversisporales, Gigasporaceae.